Molecule: messenger RNA, 585 nt
Organism: Paraglomus occultum
Lineage: Eukaryota; Fungi; Glomeromycota; Glomeromycetes; Paraglomerales; Paraglomeraceae
Source: the annotation of a GenBank genome assembly
AUGUGGAAGCUAGUUGGUUUUUUAUUUGUGUUGACGGCCAUUACGAGUGCUCAGAUACAAACGGGUAAUAUUUUGCUGCCGAAUAAUACUUCAUGGUACCUCUGCGCAUCAGAUGACGUUAACGGAAUAAGAUUUCUCGUCACAACGUCCGAUAAAAAUCUCACUUCAACACCAAACUUUGGCCACUUUGCGAAUGGAAGUGGCAUUCCCGAUGAACCGUGUUUAACCGGUGUUCUGGUUUAUGCUUCGACUUGGAGCAUGCUUAAUAUGACGCUCCAGGGAAACGAGUCAUCGGCCACGUAUACACAUGAAGCAUCAUGCCACGACCAAUGUGUUCAAAGCUGUGGUAGGGAAGAAUCAGUUCCUGCAACCUGGUGUCUUCGCGUAAGCAACCCCACAAUUCAUCCAACCUCUGUCAACAUCUCUCUCGCGUUUGAUGUACCGACUAUGAACACGACAAAUGACCCAUCAAUGAAUCCCGCAAAUGGAGGAGUUAAACAAGAUGGCGAUAUUAUUCUUAGUCUUGGUAUAGGGUGGAUUAUGUGGAUUUGUUUUGAAUUGUUUUUUCGAAUAGAUAUUGAGUAG